AUGGUUGGCAAGGCAGAACAAAUAAGUUGUGAUACAAUGGGACCAUUUCAAGACCAGAAUCAGAUGAUGGAAUUUUUAGACGAGUCGACCGGUGGAUCGUCUCUCAGAGACAGUCCAAAUAUGUUUGAAGAGGAACAGUUGAGACUUGAGUCGGCUUUUUCCGAGGUCAGCUUUGGUGAUGACUGUACAGACGAAGGUCGUUUGUCUCGUGCUUUACAAUCGUGGAUGCCGGAUCAUCAGUUCUCAAGUAUCAAACCGAUGGAGAAACCCCCACUGCAGCCAAUCUAUAGCGGACGUCUGGGUGAACACCAGCAUCUAAAACGGUCCUCUAGCGAGGAUUCCAUCGUCACUAAACUCUCCUUAUUCUCUUGCUCCUCUGGUCAGAACAAGGAAGAGGAAGAAGUAGCAGCCAUUCGGAAAAGAAGAAAGAAGAAAAAGACAGUCGCUUCGACAGUAAAGGACGAGGAUGUCCUUACGUGGGAAAAACUCAAUGUGAUUUACAGAAAUAAAAGUGGAGCGUUCUCGAGCUUCAUGAAGACACGGAAUGCGAUAACCAUGGAUACAUUUACGGGUCAAGAAACAAAGGAAUCGGACAUACAACAACUGUUGGAUCCAGUGGAAAAAGUCGCCAUGGCACGCGUCGGGAGAACUGAAGGAAUUCAUCUCACAUCCGAUAUCAAAAAAAGUGGCAGUAUGACGAAUAUUGACGAAUCUUCUUCACCAAUGGUCGUACCAACAUCCAGAGCCAAAGCGCCCCGAGUGGGAUCCGCAGGUACGAAACCAACAAGUAAAGCUAUCAAUCUGGAGGAAAUACGACAACAACAGGUAAAUGAGAAACUAGCUCAGUUACAAAAGGCUCGAAAUAAGAGGUCAUUGGCGUUAAGAAAAAGGGCUUCUUUAGGUAAUAUUCAAAGGAAGAUGUCUUUAGUAUCCGAUGUUAGUUCUGAUUUUGGUCCAAACACCUCUUCGGCACGGUCAUUAUCACCGGAACCGGAAGAAAGGGUAUCGGUGUGGAAAGGGGAUAGGGAAAUAUUGGAAAUGGAUUUACGGAGGGGACUGACAGAACGUGCAACGAUGAGAAUAAAAAGUACGACCGCAGCUUUGGAGCGUGUGACUGGCUUCGGAGAGGAUAACGAGUUCCAGCGUACUGUUGGAAGACACGAAGAAUUUCCAUUACACGUAACAGAUGACUACGGCCUCCACCCAAAAAUAGUGCAGAGGAUUCGAAUAUCUCCACAGCUAAGCAAUGUGAUACAAACUGACAUCAAAGUGAGAAUGGGUCGGCCGAGAUAUCACGAGAUUCGGGUCAGGGACAUGGAGAUUUGGAAUCGAGGUCAGAGACUUGACCGCGGUCACACUAACCUUAAGGUUUUUAACUGGUUACAUAGUCUACGUGAGGACCUCUUUGAAAAAGACAUAGAAUCUACAUCGGAUACAAAUGUACCUUCUCGCCAUGAAAAACUGGGAAUUCUUCACGUGGAGUCGGCGGACGAGCCGGACGUCAAGCCUCUGUACCUGAAAACGUUUAGAUAA
Molecule: messenger RNA, 1533 nt
Organism: Ylistrum balloti
Lineage: Eukaryota; Metazoa; Mollusca; Bivalvia; Pectinida; Pectinidae
Exons: 2
Coding region: 1-1533 (510 amino acids)
Source: RefSeq, a predicted model, not a curated record